AAUUCGAAAUUUCGCUGGAUAAAGUAUGGACUCCUCGUAGUCAUGACGACUCGACGCGCAGACUCGCUGCUCGUUCGAAUGCGCAGGAGUCGCUACGCGCAGCCCCGCUGCUCAUGGAGGUUAUUCCCGAUGCUUAGUUCACGUCGGAACUCGGUGUCAAACUGUCCGAGCUUUCAAUGCCAGUUUGCAUAAUUUUCCUCCAUCAUCAGACCAGUUAAUACAUCUUAUAUUUGGAGCAUGGAUACCUGUCGUAUUCACUCUUUUUACCUCGCCGAUACGCUUGACGCCGUCGACUAACGCAAGUACAUCGUUGCUCGAUAAAUAAACAUUGUUUAUGCCAAUUAACAUCGAAAUUUUGCAACACCGCGGAGACGAAUAAAAACACAGCUGCUCGGCCAAUGCUGGCGGCGACUCGGAGCCAACAAGUUGCAUGGGAAGGAGCUUCCGUCGAUUGAACAAUUCCACGCCUUGCCGAAGACGCAUAAUGACAGGAGUGUAAUAUGGAGGACAGCGGGAUCGACAGCGACCCGAAAACCAACACGCGUCUCGAGGAGGAGAAUGUCUUCGCGGGAAGCGACAGCAGCUGUAGCAGCGGUAAAAAUCAGCCUCAGCCGACGAGGUCUAGCACCAAGCAGCUGCAGAAGAAACUAGAGGCGAGAAUAGAGCAGGCCAAGAGGAUACAGCGCAAUUCCGAGUACACCAAGCUGCCGGACAACGAGCCGGACAGCUGUGCCAGUAGCAACAACACGGCGUUGAUUCCGAUACAGCGACUGCCCAUACCGCAGAAGAGGAAAAAGCACAAUACUCUCAUCGAGUUCUGGCACAGCGACAGCGAGAGCGAGGACGAAAUGACGCUCUUCCCGACUGCGCGAGAGAAAAACGCGAAGCACAAGCAGGACCUCACCGACACGUUCAGCAUCGAGGAGUUGAGCGAGGGUAGCGAGGAUUCUCUCCAUCUCGGCGCGGCUCCGGAAAUCCACCCGCACACUCGGACCUACAUGCCCGCGGGAUGUUUCUCCUGUCACUGUCGCAUAAUCUAAGUCUAUACCGCGUAGUCAGUUGAACGUACUCGAGCCUUGGUCUUUUGUUCUCUCCGCGAAGAAGCGCAGGCGUGAGGUUUAUUGUAAAUAUAUAUUUUCUUAAAGUUUCGUCACGAGCUACAGAUGGAUUAUACAUGUACAAAGCACGAUAACGGAGGCGUGCGUGAUCGCGAAUAUACGCACAUAUGCGCAUACAGUUUAUAUUUGUUACAGUGGCCAAUGACUUUCUCGAAAUAGAUGUGCGAUUAUAUUAUUUUGUAACACGAACAUCCGAAUGAUGAAAUAUAUUAUGAUAUACAAGGAA
Molecule: messenger RNA, 1344 nt
Organism: Nasonia vitripennis (jewel wasp)
Lineage: Eukaryota; Metazoa; Arthropoda; Insecta; Hymenoptera; Pteromalidae
Exons: 5
Coding region: 501-1040 (179 amino acids)
Source: RefSeq, a predicted model, not a curated record